Messenger RNA from Brienomyrus brachyistius, 2492 nucleotides. RefSeq names its product calcium binding and coiled-coil domain 2 (gene calcoco2). The record is from RefSeq and is a predicted model, not a curated record. NCBI's taxonomy places the organism in Eukaryota, Metazoa, Chordata, Actinopteri, Osteoglossiformes, Mormyridae. The transcript has 14 exons. The coding region runs from base 232 to 1962 and encodes 576 amino acids.
AUUUAAAAAUUGCUUUUCGAUGUUAUCAUAGCUUAAAAAGCUUUCGAUUUGUCCGUCUGUGAGAUCAUGUAUUGCUAGGGGAAUAUUAUGUACGCAUAUGCGCGAGUAUUUCCGCAUGCUUCUUUGUCUUAGAGCGAAGUACCAGACGUCAAAGCUUACUCGGUGGUUGUUGUGCUUUCGGAUUUUCAGAUAAGAAUUAUCAACAGCAACGGAGGUCUUCAGUCGCAGAAAAUGUCUGAAUGCAGUGAGGCUCCUCCGACUUCUCUUGUUAUGGAUCGAUCGACAGCAUAUUCACAGAUCAUCUUCAACGAAGUCCCGAAGUCCUAUCCCCCAAAUGUCCCAUUAAAAUGCAUCUACAUGGUGACUGCUGCUAUCCAACCUGAUCGCCGAGACUGGGUCGGCAUUUUCAAGGUUGGCUGGAAUACCACACGGGAUUAUUAUACCUUCGUGUGGGCAAAUUCUUCAUCUGACCCUCAGAAGGAGAAUCAAGAGAAACCACAUGUGCUUUUUGAUGCAUAUUAUCUGCCCAAGGAAGAUGGAGAGUUUUAUCAGUUCUGCUAUGUUGAUAGCGCUGGUCAAGUGAGGGGUGCGAGCACCCCCUUCUGCUUUAAAAACCCCGAGGACUUGAACUUGCAAUACAGUUUAGAAAAUGACCUCCUUGUCAUCUCAACACAGGGUCAACUUGAAAAUGAAAAGCAAGAUUUUUAUGAGGAUAUGGAAGCACAGAAGCUGACCAUUGAAGAGUUAAAAGCCAACCUGGAUGAGAAGCUGCUGGAGAUCAGUCUUCUCAGGAAAUCCAAUGCGGAGCUUAGCGAGGAAGUAAGUAGGCUUCAGCAACAGCAGACUGAUAGAGAGAAGGAGCAGAAAGUUGAACAAACUCUUUUAAAAGAUGACAAAACGCUGGAAGUGAAGAAGGAAACUGAGACACUGGUCACCCAGGAGGAUCACCUGAGAAUGAAAGAUAUGGAGAAAGAAAACAAGGAGCUUCAACAGACUUUGUCUACCAUGAAAGAGAAACAGGAAAAAGCAAAACCUAAGAUCAACCAUCUUAAAAAUGAACGAGAAGAGCUGAAAAAAAAGGUCAAGGCUCAGGAAACUGAAAUUGCGCAACUAAAUUCCCAGGCUAGAGAGCUUGAAAGGGAGAGACAGCAGUGCAACGAGAAGCAAGUCAGGCUGCAGGACCAAAUUCAGCUGCUGCAGGUGGACCUGCAAAGCAGUCAAAAGGACAGUGUGAAGUUAUCCGGAGAGCUUCGGGAGCUGCGUGCCCAAGGGAAGAAGAUUACAGAGCUGCAGUCUGAGAACCAGUUGUUACACAGUAGCCUGUUGGAGCGGGAACAGGAGAAAACUCGGCUUCAGGAGUCAAACACACAGCAGCUGCAGGAGAUUCAAAGAUUUGAGGAAGCAUGCAGUCGGGCCCAAAGGUUCCAGCAGGAGCUAGAGGACGUCAAGAAGCAGAUGGGGAGACAAGCUGUAUCUCUGGCAGAAAAGGAACAGUUUAUCAGAAAACUGGAGAAUCAGCUGAUGGAGACACGCAGAGGAGUACAGGAGCAAGUUUGCAUGGCGGGGAUUGCCAAAUCAGAGAAAGAGGAACUUUCCCAUGAAAACCAGAAAUUAAGAGGAGAUAUCCAGACACUGCAGAGGCAGCUUUCUGAUAUCGAAACCAGAUCUGUUGGCUCCAUCUCCCUUCAGAAUUCCAAUCCAUACUCCCCAUCACGAUUAUGCCCCAGUCCUGUGGGAUCUAUGGGCAGCUCCCUCGUGUAUGGGAAUCCCUUUCAGUCAGAUGGUACAACUACAGAUGAAGAGAGGAUGUGCCGCUACUGCAAGGAAAAAUUUCCUGGUAUUAACAUGAUAGAGCUGGAACUUCACCAACAGAGCCACAGGAUGUGUCCAUUUUGCAGCCUCAUCUGCGAUUCCAUGGAGCAAGAUGAGUUUGAAAAUCAUGUCUAUAGCCAUGAAGAAUAGGAGCAAAGCUGAGAUGAUGCUGACUACAGAAAUCAAGUUAUAACCAAGUUACAAAAUAAACUAAGCAAAAUAAUACUUAUCAGUUUGAUUUAGAACUUUCUUGUUGACUUUUAAAUAACCUGAAAGAUAUAUAUUCAUGCUUGCAGUUUGGUAAUAGGACAUAAACUUUGCAUGUUUAAAUCUGGACUGAUUUUUGAGAAAAAUAUAAGUAUUGAAAUAUGAUUUGUUUCAAAAUUUUCUACAGGAAGGUAAAGGAAAGUUAUAAAUGUAAAGAAACGUGCUAUUUUGACAUUGGUUUUCUCAUGAUUGUACAGGUAAUAUAUUAGGCAAUAUAUAGUAAAUGUUAAAAUAUGUAUAAAUAUGUAUAAUCAAUGUGUGGUAUUGGUGGGAACUGGAACUUACACAUAUGUGCAUGCAUUCUGAAAAUGUUUCAAAAGUUUCUUUUUAAUGUGAUAGAGUAUUCUGCAUAGUACUGUAUUUGGUGCACUGUAACAAUAAAAUUCGUAAAACAAUAAAAUAUUAUGAAAUCA